ACAUGGACAAUAGUAGUCAGGUUUAGACAUGGACAAUAGUAGUCAGGUUUAGACAUGGACAAUAGUAGUCAGGUUUAGACAUGGACAAUAGUAGUCAGGUUUAGACAUGGACAAUAGUAGUCAGGUUUAGACAUGGACAAUAGUAGUCAGGUUUAGACAUGGACAAUAGUAGUCAGGUUUAGACAUGGACAAUAGUAGUCAGGUUUAGACAUGGACAAUAGUAAUCAGGUAUAGACAUGGACAAUAGUAGUCAGGUGAUCACAAAGAUCGCCGGGAUCUACGCUGAGCGUCUCAUGUCUGAUGUUCUUCUUGUAGUUGGAGAUCAGGAGCUUCCAGCCCACCGGCUUAUACUAUGCGCUAGCUCAGAAGUUUUCCAGGUGAUGCUGAUGAAUUCUAAAUGGAGUGAAAGUCAAGAGAAGAAAAUUAUCUUGAUGGAAAGUCCAGCCUGUGCUGCUGUUUUCGAAGUCUUCCUUAAGUACCUGUAUACAGGAAAGAUACAUGUGAACUAUGCCAAUGUGAUUCCCCUCCUCCAACUGGCGGAUAAGUACAAUGUGAAAGAUCUUCUGAAGCUGGGAUUGAGCUUUAUGUCCCGGAAUGUGUCCCUGGCAGGGAAGAGGAACCAGGUUGUAUCCUGGUAUCAGUUUACUACUAACUGUGGAUACAGUCAUGUGUCCUCUCUUUGUCUGGAUUUUCUGAAGUGGAAUUAUGAACUCGUGUCAAACAGUAUAGACUGGCCAAAUAUAGAGGGAGAAAGUUUAGUCCGAUUAUUGUCCUGCAGUGAUAUAGUGGUUCAUGAUGAAAUUAUUAUUUUUAACAGUGUUCAGAGUUGGCUAGAGGAGCAGGGUAAGAGGAUGGAGAAGGAUGGAGAUUCAAACUUCAUCUCUCUUGAUCACCCCCCCCCCCUUGCAAUAUGUUUUCAUUUAAAUGGGAGGGGAGAUGAUUUGAAAGAAAAUAUAUCCCUGAGAAAUUGUAAAAUAUGCCUGAUAUUUAGGAGUCGUGAAGGUGCGAUAAAAAACAUUUUGAAACUAAGCGGAGGAGAUAGGUUGCUGACUCCCCGGCUUUAUACAGAGGAUAAAUACUGUGCCAGUCUUUCAGUUGAUUACUUUCCUCAACUUCCUAUGUAUCAUUGCAGAUCCUUGCAUUUCUCGGCUUUUGAAUCCACGGCUUUCUAUGCAGGAGAAAAUCAGGUGAUUUGGGGAGAUACAAUUUUAAAUCAUUUAAAGACUCGGUUAAAUCCAAAAAGUUAAUUUCAUUCUUUAUUCAUUGGAGGAUAAA
Messenger RNA from Eurytemora carolleeae, 1275 nucleotides. RefSeq names its product BTB/POZ domain-containing protein 17. Gene Ontology annotation, molecular function: protein binding. Bases 237 to 1247 code for a protein of 336 amino acids. The transcript is spliced from 12 exons. The record is from RefSeq and is a predicted model, not a curated record. Lineage: Eukaryota; Metazoa; Arthropoda; Copepoda; Calanoida; Temoridae.